Messenger RNA from Orbicella faveolata, 2586 nucleotides. RefSeq lists its product as uncharacterized. The record is from RefSeq and is a predicted model, not a curated record. Lineage: Eukaryota; Metazoa; Cnidaria; Anthozoa; Scleractinia; Merulinidae.
UUGAAUAAUGGUUGAAUAACCAAAAGGCCCUUCAGAUGAUCUCCUGUCACUCCUGCGUACUGAAGGGAGAAGGUGGCGAAGUGAGAAGCUGUUUAAAACUUGAAGAAUAUUAUUAAAAAUGGCCGGAAGGUUAGUAAUCAACUCUUUUCUUGCCCAUGAUAGCUAAUGAAAGUAAAACAGCUUUGAAGAGACUCUAUUUACAUCGGAAGGUGAGAAAUAAUUGUUGAUGUACUAUUUAAUUGAUCUUCGUUAGCCUGUGUAGCAGGCGUGGGAUAGAAGGAUGUUUAAAAUGUGUUCAGAUGUUUAACAUAUUCAUUUCGCUAAUUUUGUGGUAGGAAAAACAUAUUUUGAUUUAUUUUUUCAUAUCGCUUGAAAGAAGCAUUGCAAUCAGUCACAAAGGGAUCUUUGAAAGAAAACUUAUUACAAAGGUAAAACAAAUCAAACAGCCCUAUAACAACACCUCUAGAACAAGGAGAAGGGAAAGACUGGGAAUAGCACGGAAAUUUCACCCACAUCCAGGUUAGUUUUAACCUUGAUUUUGCUUGCAUAGAGGUCGUGUCAGAUAGAACCACGCACCAGCAAAAGGUUCUUCAGAUAGUUGAAAUUAGGCAACUGGCCACUUGACAUUUUCUCGGUGAUAAAUUAUAAAUGGCCUGAUCUAGUCGGAAAAGUGAAGAACAAGACAGGAAAAAUAAGACUUUACCUAAAAAGUUUCUACCAAAUUCUGAUGUGAUUAACUCGCUUUACAGAACAACUCGUUGCAAGGGUUCCUUGAAAGUGAUAACGACUUGAACUGCAGAGUGUCCUCCUUUAUCUUGUGAUGAAUGCAAGUACCUUCAUUGUCGCUCUGGCGAUAAUACUCUCCUUGUCUCAAACAGCAGAAACUGCUCGUCAUACCCAAAGAAAGAGAAUCAACCCGAAGUCACAUGGAAAAGUUGUGUCCAGAGGCAAACACAGAAUCUUCGGAAUAAAGCAGGAACCUCUCGACGAGAAAACUCCAUCUCGUAAGCAAUUGGCAUACAACGAGGCGAGCAGUUCUCUGAUAAAGAAUAAGCUAGACGAUAGUCUAGGAAGAAUUCCCUGGAGUAACAAUCAGCAAGACGUAGCUUCUUAUGUUGACGGAGCAGGAGGCUUAUCACAACAGAAGCUGAUGUCCAUCAUGAAUCAGUUAACCAAUGACAUCAGAGUGAACGGUCGGAGGAUUACUCCACUCCAAACGCAAAUAGUACAGCAAUCAUCAAAUGGCAUAAUCAACCCGACAUCACCCAUGAGCGACAUGCAGGAUGAGAUGCAACCUGAUAUGCAAAACAACGUGCAAGAUGAUUUGGAGAGCAAUAAGCCAAAUGACAUGCAGAAUGACAUGGCUGGGAAUGAAAUUAAACCUAUAGUAAUACCAAUGAACCAGAAUUCGAAGGGAAGUAAUGGUGAACAAGCGACGAGACCUGGAAUGUUUGAGCGAUUAAUGUUUGGUGGACUCUCCCAGAUUAUGGGAGGAGGAGGAGGAGGAGGAGGAGGAGGAGGAGGAGAAGGAGCAGGAGGAACGGAGAAUAAGGGCUACUCUGAUUUUGGUGGUGGAAUGACUAACGUACCUGGAUUAUCAUUCGGAGGACCUAACAACAAUGGAGUCAUCAACCUUAUGGAAAGCGAAAAUGGACUUAAGCCAAUGAGUGGAAUGAGAGGUAUGAAUGGAAUGGGAGGUAUGAAUGGAAUGCAUGGUAUGACGAAUGGCAUGGGUAUGAUUAUGAAUGGAAUGGGUCGAAUGAGGGGACGAACGUGGGGAGGAGGCUCAUUUUUCUCCAGGAGAGGAGAAACCAUUUCCCACAAGCAGAAAGCGCGAACAAAACACAAGUCAUUUGACCAGAAGGCCAAGACGACAUUCUCCACAUCAAACAAACAGGCAAAUAAAACCCAUCAAGCUAUUCCUGACGUAAGAAUACACAUUGACCCAAGUCAGGGAAUUAAGCAAGACAUUAUACCAUCAAUUCCUAAUGAUUCAGUAUCUGGAAAAAGAUCUCAUUCAACUUCAAAAUUAGAAGUAGAAGAUUAAAAGAAGACCGUACGUUUGUAACUGAACAUUCAGUAAGGUGGACCAAACCAGGGACUUGCUGGUGAAUAGUAGUUGAUAUGUCAAUUUUGCAAUGUUUCCUGUUUUAAUUUCAUGAAUUAAAACAAGACUUGAUUCAGGUCUCUAACAGAUACUUAAAAAGCCAAAAAGGCAGAUCUGGAACUUUAUUUAAUAUUUUUAAUAUAAAAUACAGGAGUAAAGAUGAAUUAUAAACACCUUGAAAAUGUUUGCUUCUUUCAGUUUAAGUGUCAAGUCUGUGAACUAGCUAGGUGUAGCUAAGCGCACUGAUCACUACAAACAAACAUUUUUUAAACAAAUUUACUCGUAAACAAUAUAUAUGGACUCUUCGAAACUGUUCGAAUGCUACACUGUAGAAGCGUGUUAGUUUCCUUACGAUUUGUGUAAGAGGUCAGAAAAAUGUGCAAAGGGAGACAUCGAUCGUAUGAAGACCAAAUUCCCCAAAUCGUCUCCAUUACCUUAUAUUUAACUUUUUUAUGUUUAUUGAGUAAUCCAUAAUAAAC